UACAAAGCCCGGCGCGGCGACAGGCAGGCAGCGGCCGCCUCUGUUCCCCGGCACCCUGCGGGAGGUCAUUGCAUAAGCGGGGCUGCAGCCAGGGCUCUUCGCAGGCAGCGGUUCCCGGUGCAUGGGGGACAAAGCGACAGCUGCUGUCGCCCCCGCUGCCUGCUGCUGCGUCGGGGGGCCCGCCUAGCUCUGCCCCCAGCUGCGUGUGGUGAGGAGGAGGAUGAUCCCGGCCCAGGGUGUCUCACGCCUCUUCUGAGCCCCUGAGGCGUUUGCUUCCGGCCGCCCGUGGCAUUUUGGAUGCUUUUUGCAGCGGCCGCCGCCCCUCGCCUCGCCCCGCGCCCGCAGCGCCAUGCACACCGUGCAGAAGGACACUACCUUCACCAAGAUCUUCGUCGGGGGGCUGCCCUACCACACCACCGACUCCUCCCUGAGGAAGUACUUCGAGGUGUUCGGGGACAUCGAGGAAGCGGUGGUGAUCACCGACCGGCAGACGGGCAAAUCCCGGGGAUAUGGUUUUGUGACCAUGGCAGACAGAGCUGCAGCUGAGAGAGCGUGCAAAGAUCCCAACCCCAUCAUUGACGGCAGAAAAGCAAAUGUGAAUCUGGCAUAUCUGGGAGCCAAACCAAGGAGUAUUCAAACUGGUUUUACCAUAGGUGUGCAGCAGCUACAUCCAGCCUUUAUUCAGAGACCAUAUGGGCUCACCCCUCACUAUAUUUACCCUCAAGCUAUCAUUCAGCCUAGCGUGGUCAUCCCAACCCCUGUGCAGUCUAUCACGUCUCCCUACAUAGACUACACCUCUGCGAGCCAAGCCUACACUCAGUACACCACCGCUGCCUACGACCAGUAUCCCUACGCCACCUCUCCUGCUGCUGGGUUUGUGGGAUACGGCUACACGAGCGCAGUUCAGCAGCCCAUCACAGCUAGCAAUCCGGCAGCGCACACCACGGCUUUUGUUCAAUAUCAGCCCCAACAGCUGCAGCCUGACCGAAUGCAAUAAGGGCCCUGCUCAUGCGUUUGCCAUGUAGGACAAUCUUUUUACAGUGGACGGAUACAAACAAAAAAAAGCAGAAAACAAAACCACCCAACCUUACUAGGUGCAUAUGAAUACCUAAGCUAUUUAUAGUGUUAAGGACAAACCUAAACCCUUGCUGUCUGACGAUGCUCAUGGAAAAGGACUUCUGGUAAGUUUUCUUUCAAUCAAGGCAAAUAUUGUCUUGAAGAUGGACUUAAAUUGACUGAAAUGUUAAAAGGAAAACUACAGUUUCUAGCACACUUAGUGAUCUGCUUCCAUUGCCUGUCAUCUUCUCACUCCCCCUCCUUCUCCCUUCCCCCAUCCAUCAGUUGUUUCCUACUCCCCUUCCCCUCCCCAAAUCAAAUCUGCAAUCCUCUCAUUUACUGUCAAGGUACACAAGGUACUCGGAGAACAUGGAUUAAAAAGCAAUCGUAUUUUUUUUGGUUGUACAAAAACUUUGUAAUACUCAGAUGCCUUACAGAAAAAAAAACUAUUUUUUAAUAUUUAUUGCGAUUUUAUUCGCAUGAGCUGUGAAUUGCAGACAGAAGAAUAGUAGUAAGUAUCUGCCUUGUUUAAUUCUCAUUUUACUAAAUUAUUGUAUGUAGGUGAAAGUUCUUAAGUAAUUGCUGAAUCACUUCAACAUGCAAAAGGGAAUAUUGGCUUUAAGGAAAGCAGAAUAUUCCUUUAGUCAACGCACUGUAAUAUUUUCUUAUUGUAAUUCUUACUCUUAAGAUUAUCUCAGACUUAGGUAUAUUUUUAAAACGCAAAAAAAAAAAAUAAUCAAACAAAGCCCCCACCUCCACCUGGAAUACUGAACAUAUUGUCUACUAUGAUAGAUCUUUUGUUAUAAUGCUGCAACUUACGGAGGAAUGGACAGUAUUUAUGUAAAAGUUAGACAAGUUUCAGGCUGUUGGCUGGCAAAGCUUAGGAGAAUGUCAGGAAUGGAUUAAAACCUCUUUUUACAUAUUUGAACAAAUGGGUAAAUGUAACAUUUUUAUGCCUAUGGUACAACAGCCAAAUAAAGAGACAACAGACCACAAAGGAUAAGUGCAUCUUUACAAGGAGGACAAUAAUUUUUUUUUAAACAACUCAAUAUUAUGUUGUAUGCUCCAGCCAAAUAAAUAUGGUAUUAAAAAGACACAUGAAAUUA
Molecule: messenger RNA, 2162 nt
Organism: Chelonoidis abingdonii (Abingdon island giant tortoise)
Lineage: Eukaryota; Metazoa; Chordata; Testudines; Testudinidae
Gene: RBM38
Product: RNA binding motif protein 38
Biological process (GO): regulation of RNA splicing
Cellular component (GO): cytosol; nucleus
Molecular function (GO): mRNA 3'-UTR binding
Source: RefSeq, a predicted model, not a curated record